Messenger RNA from Amoebophrya sp. A25, 4589 nucleotides. The record is from the annotation of a GenBank genome assembly. Lineage: Eukaryota; Dinophyceae; Syndiniales; Amoebophryaceae.
CAGCAACAGAACAACAUAGGCAACAAUAUCAUGGGUAUUGGACAAGGAAGCUCUUCCUCCAACAGCAACAUGAUGCCUGGUUCCUCUAUGGGUACCUCAAGUACAACCAUGAAUUUGAACAGCAGUAUUUUCACUCCAAUGGCCGCUUCCUCAUCGGCAGCUUCUCCAGCCAGUUCCGUCGGCUCUUGUGUCGACGUGAUGGAGGUGGACCUAAAAGGAGCUAUCAAAGACGCCAAAGAGUCGGAACACCAUUUGGCCAGAAUUAGCGCAUCGAAAACGCCUUCUAGCAGUCCGAUAGCGGCUUCACCGAGUGGACGUGGAGCAAGUCAACAUCUCGCUGGCAGAGGCCGUCUUCCCGUCGGAAGAGGAGGUGCGAGAGGUCCUCAGCAAGGAGGAUUUAUGAUGGUACUACUUUAUUUUAAGAUUCUACUUACUUAAAUUAUAAGAAUAAGAAGACGUGUACUACGUGUUGUAGUUGUAGUAGUAGUUCUAGUUGCAGUUCGUGGUGUUCGUUUAAGAUUCGCGUGAGUAAGAAGCUCUAGCUGGUGCAGAAGGAGAGACAACUGUAGUUCUAUUCUUUCUCCAAAGAAGCUCGACUCAUCAGUAGAGACAACUUUUUUAUUGAAGAUAUUUGUUUCAAACCACUGACUUCAAAAUAAAACAGGGCCACCAGCAGCAGCAACCUGCGCGACCAAACUAUCAGCUUUUGAGUUCGAAUGCAGACUCGUCUCAACAUCAUAACAAGAGUUCCAGAGGACGAACAAGCAGCUUUGCUUCUAGAACAUUCAGCAAAGCUGGGCAAAAUCCAGAUGCUAAAGAGUUCGUGCCAGGCGGCGGCGACUACUACCAUUACUCCACUGAACAUUACUCACAUCUGGGUUCAUACCACGAUUGCUCAGGAGCUAGUGGUGCGGGCGGAAAUCAUGGUAUUGCUAUUAAAUUUUUAGAAGAUGUAGUAGAAGUGGUAGUGCUAGUGUAGUAGUCUUUUAGACUCCUGGAGUGGGUACAUUCAUUCACUCAUUCUUGUUGGUGAUCAUUAUUAAUCGACGAAAUGAGUAGACAAUCAGGCAGGAUGAUCAUGGAGCAGCAAGCUUGAGGUUCAUGAUGUGUAGGUAGAUGAAGAUGAUCCAUUCAUCAAGCCCGGUUGAUGCUGAACUGUAUUUUUUUUUUGGGACCUGGGUCUAUUUUCAUCCUUGCAAUGCGAACAUUUAAUUUCCCUGCGAGAAUCCUGAAGCACAACGGCCAGGCACCUAAAAACACUAGACGAUGAUAAAGAUACUUGAGCUGAUGUCUCUGCUUCUGGCCAAGCGUGACCCUUACAGCACAGUACGCCGACAAUUACCUUGAUGUUUCUGUCCAGGCGUGACCCUUACAGCACAAUAUGUAGCUGUAAGUAGAUAAUUAUACCUCAUGAUGAUUGAGAUUGAUGAUGUUUCUUGUUAUCGUCCAGGCGUGACCUCCGUUACUAGCGCACCUCCACCUCCAUUGCCAGUCGUACCAAUCAGAAGUGAGGAUCUGUGUAGGUACUGGAGCCGCGUGAACGUCAACCCUGUUGGUAGCCAUAAUGGAAGCAAUAGUGUGAUCCAUAUCACGGCUGGUUGCAGAGCGGGGAAUCAGUGCAGGCACAGACACAGCGAACCACCGAUAGACCAUCAGCAGACAUAUAGGGACAUUUGCGACAAUCCAGAAAGCUUUGUGCAGAAUCGAUUAAACGAAGUAUUGCAGGAGUACGGAGUGCAGAACGAUGGGACGAAUGUGCAAGUGACGGUACUAUAGCACUAAUGCUGCUAAUGCUAUUAGGAGACAUUAACAUGACAAAGAUUUUGGGAUGACGCCGGCAGCAAAGUUUGAUAUCUAGCAUUUGAUGUGGUACGUCACGAUCAACGAUGGAAGUACUAGUGCUAGAACUGGAACUAGAUUCUAUAUCUUCUGAUAGACUCGACAUUUUCGAUGUAAAUCAUUCAUGAUGCAUACUCAUUUCACUCUUAAACCUACUUCCUCUCAGGUCUACGGACUGGAUGGCACGCAGCGGUAUUCAAGCCACGCACAUUAGGAUAGUCUGCUCACACUGCUGUGGAUUCGUUACAUCUUGAGUAGUAGACCUUAUUGAUUCAUAGGUCUUUCUUGUUUUAGAAGAAGAAGUGUGCCACAUAAUGUGUGUCAGUGUCUCAUGUCUUGAUCUUAUCCUUGUUGUAUAAGCAUUGAUUAUCAGUUGUUGAAGUAGUUGAACCUGAACGUAAGUAGUGGAGAAAAACUGGGAAAACUAAGGAUAAUUUGUGCAGAUAUAGGUUGUGAAUGGAGGUUCGGGAUAGCUUUCCGAUUGUCCGGCAUGUUUUUAGUAGUAAGUUGUAGACGGGAAGUAUUAAGUCUGGUAAAUGCCUAUGUCGAAAUCAUCACGUGCACGUGAGCAAAAACCUGAAUAAUUCGAAUUAAGUAGUCGAUAGAAGUAGUAGCCAGAAGCUUCUCGAUCUUGAUGAACUAGUAAUAGGUCUAAGAUUCGUAUAAUUUUCUUUCUUGUAGUACUUUCUCAUUCUCUCGUUUUUUCGUCCACCCUCGAUGGCAGAUGAAAAUGAAGGAGACGGCUUGCAACACCAGAUGAUUAUGAAUGUUUAUAACGUAAAGAUGUGAUCUUCAUGUGUGAUGGUGACCGUCCUUCGUGGCCUUUGCGCGACCUGGACUACAUUGCCCUCCUCGACUACGAUCCAUCUCCAGCUUCAGGUAGACACUUAUCGAUUGACUCUUCACUAUGUUUAUCAAUUGAAUUAUCGUGAUAUCUUCAUAGUGCCCUACCUCCCCCCAUUUUAGUAUUACUCUCUUGUUGUAGUGUAAUCUAGGAACACCUCCAUGAUUAGUUACCAUGAACACCUCAACGAUUUUUACCUUCAGCAUGAUUGCCUCCACCCAUACGAGUCGUGCCUGUUCGACGAUGAAUUAGGGCCUACAACGGAGAACAGCCACGACUCGUGUGGAGGUAUUGCCUGUACUAAAACACCUCCGACGAGAUGUUGGAGUUGAUGCCGCAUUGCACGUCUUGAACUUGAGAAUGAGAAGUUGCAAAUAUUUUUAAGUGCUAGAAAUACAUCAAGAUGGUGAUUAGAUAGUGAAGUAGAUUGUAGUACUUAUUUUCAACGGUUAGGGUUAAGUAGAUCAAGAUGAUUUUUCAUGUUUUUUGCUGGGGAUCGGGUCGUCCUCGUCAUGAAACUUUUCCUCAAUUGGCAAGCAUGAGAAUGCUCAGAUAGCAUGAUCUAGCUGGUUGUACGUAGUAGCUGUCACAACAUACGCUCAAAAAUAGUACUAAAUUGUGGAUGUUGUUCUCGUUGGUUCUGGUCUUUUCAUAGGCUCUCAAAUAUUUAAUGACUUCCUUUUUUCGGCGUCUGGCUGACACCGAUCAUUAUCUAGUACUUAUUUUUCUAAAGUAGGCGAAGCGGAAGCCUGCACUUGUUCUCGUUCUUCUUUUCAGAUUUUUUUUUCCUACGUACCGUUAUGCGAUCGCGAUAUUUUCAUCGUUAUUCUAUGUAUCCUUCUUUCAUUUUCUUCAUGGGAACUAAAGAACAUUAGGCGACUUAUGCUCAUGUUGUUGUUUCCUAUUUUCUCAUAUAUCGGCUUGAUUACCAGAUCGAUUGGGAGGACUGAAGCUAACCUAGGUCUUACGAGGGAAAAUUAACCGGUUAUUGAGAGAGAAAGACACCAAACGACUCUCCAUUAAAAACUACAAGACCGUAGUGCACCAUUGCCUGCAAUUCGCUCUUUGUAUCAAAACAACACGACCACGACUACACGCAACGACCACGUAGUUGCAAGAAAACCGCUUAUAUAUAAAAAAAGUAUGCGGCGAGGCUCACUGCUAAUUUCUGCCAAUCCGGUGCUUGAAGCGCAGGGCUGCGGCGGGAGCCCAUCUGAGCCUGAACCUAUGGCUAUGCUUCAGUACGCGUCUAUUUCUAUUGUACUGAAGACAUUAUGCUAUCAUGUUUGAUGACUUAUUUGUCAUAACCACCUGUUUUCACUGACGGCCAUUUUCAUAGUCUUCCACACGAUCUUCAUGAAUGAACUACUACUACAAUAUUAACUUAUUGUACAACUUCCACCACCCUACUAGAAUCAUGUUACAACCUAUAAUAGAUCGCCUGUUGGCAUCUAUGAAACAUUGUUUUGGGACUAGUAGGAACAUUGAACCCCCUGCUAGUGUUUCUGAGACAAAAGGAAAAGGAAUGACCAUCGAAAAGAAUAAGACCCCUUAUCGUAUUUCUUUCAUUUUAAUUGUAUUUUCCUGAUAAAAAAUAUCGAAGAAAACGAAAAGGGACUUGUUUCCUCGAUUCGAAGCCUAGUACGUAGUAAUAAGAACAGAAUGACAUGCUUAAACUUAUAUCCAUGAGGUGGACAGCACGAGGAGCACAACAUCUACAUUUUACAUAUUACAACCAGUGGUUACAACAUGGAAAUGGGACGUAUUCAAGGAUUUCACCACUGGGUGCAGAUGAACAACAUAUGGGAGCAUAACAUAUGACUAAAUGAUCGGGAGAUGAAUACGAGAACAUCUUCAUGCAGUACAGAACGGGAAGUGAUCGAGACCUGCUCAGGCUCGGAUCUAU